GAAUUGUUCCCGUUGCUUGAAUGUGUUUCAUCGGUAGCGUCCGCCAUGGGCAUAGCCUUUUUACCCUACUGUGAGCCAGUUUACACAAGGUGCAUCACGCUUAUAACACAAUCACUACAUCAGUCCAUGGAAGCACAACAGCGACCGAAUGAGGUGGAAAUGCCGGACAAAGAUUAUCUUAUCGUUGCAUUGGAUCUGCUAUCCGGUCUUGCCGAAAGUCUAGGCGCGCACAUUGAACCUCUUGUAGGACGAAAUGAAGUGUUACAGCUUUUGUCAUUGUGUGCAGUGGACCCAACUCCCGAAGUACGACAAAGCAGUUUUGCGUUGCUUGGAGAUUUAACGAAGGCUUGCUGGCAUCAUAUAAAGCCAUAUACUCAAACGUUUAUACCAAUUUUGGCGAUGAAUUUUGAUCCAUCCCAUAUCUCCGUCUGUAACAAUGCGAUCUGGGCUUUUGGGGAGGUGAGUGGCUGA
Molecule: messenger RNA, 471 nt
Organism: Strongylus vulgaris
Lineage: Eukaryota; Metazoa; Nematoda; Chromadorea; Rhabditida; Strongylidae
Source: the annotation of a GenBank genome assembly